AUGGAAAAUUUUCUGCUUAUUCUUUUCUUAAGUUUCACAAUUCUAUCUUCAAAGGUCUAUGCCCAGCAAAAUUAUUCAGGCAAUUCCGUCAUGAGUUGUAAAGGAACCAAUGAAACAGGAACUUAUUCUUCUUUCCUCUAUUCUUGCAAUGGUGAAAAGCUCUCCUGUCGUGCAUUUCUGAUUUUUAGAUCACUCCCUCCUUAUAAUUCAGUAUCUUCCAUUUCAAAUCUCCUAACUUCGGACCCUGAUGAGAUUGUCCACAUCAACAACAUCUCAAGGUCUGAAAUCUUGGAUCAGAACAAAGAACUUAUAGUUCCAGUAAAUUGUUCGUGUUCAGGUCAGUACUAUCAGGCUGUCACCUCUUAUGUCAUACCAAGCAAAUACGACACCUAUUUUACAAUCGCAAACAACACGUAUCAAGGGUUGUCUACCUGCAAUGCCCUUGUACAUGAAAAUGUCUACAAUGCAAUGGAUUUGAUUCCUGGUUUAAAUUUGCAUGUACCACUCAGAUGUGCCUGUCCUACAAAGGAUCAGACUAGAAAUGGUGUGAAAUAUCUGUUGACUCAUUUGGUUACUUGGGGCGAAAACAUCUCUACCAUUAGCGCUCAGUUCAGUAUCAGUAGUCAAAGUACAGCAUAUGCAAAUGGUUUUUCUGAAAAUUCAGUUCUUUAUCCUUUCACAACUAUAUUGAUUCCUCUGACAGAAAAGCCUUCAAGCUCCCAAACAAGGACUAUUAAUAUAGCACAGACUCAAAUCAUUUACCCUUCUAAGAACAAAAUAUCGUACAAAAGUAUUUUUAUUGGGGUAGGAGCUGGUGUUUCCCUUGCAGUCCUUUGUUUUAUCUUGUUCAUUGUCUUAAAGCAUAAAAAGGAAAAGAAAAGUGGUGAAGUAGUGCUUGGGAAAGGAAGAGAAGGGAAACAGAAAUGGAAUUUAACAGAACAUAUCCUGGAAAGAAUAGUUGGUGUGGAUCAAAUGAUAAAAGUCUUUGAAUUUGAAGAACUGGUGGCUGCAACAGAAAACUUCAGCCCUCGAAAAAGACUAAGUAAUUAUGUUUAUAAAGGGUUCAUUCGAGGAAAAUUGUCAGCUAUUAAGGAGAUGAGAACAGACAUAUCGAAGGAGGUUAAGUUCUAUUCAAAGAUAAACCAUUUCAAUUUAAUUAGCCUCACUGGUGUCUGUAAGCAUAAUCAAUUAUCCUAUCUUGUUUUUGAGUUCAUGGAAAAUGGAUCUUUAAAAGAAUGGCUUUGCAAGGAUGAUAAUCCAGAGGCUGAGAGCUGGAACUUCAGAAUUCGUAUUGCCUUAGAUAUCGCUGAUGGUCUAGAUUACAUUCAUAACUUCACAGAUCCAGCUUAUGUGCACAAUAACAUUAGUAGUAACAGUAUCUUACUUAACAGAGAUCUAAGGGCCAAGAUUGCAAAUUUCAGCCUGGCAAGAUCAGCUGACAAUGAAAAGUCAAGUUCAUCUAUAAAAUGCGUCAAGGGAAGAAAUGGCUACUUGGCACCUGAGUACCUUGAAGCUGGUCAGGUUACUCCAAAAAUAGACAUCUAUGCAUUUGGAAUUGUUCUAUUGGAGAUAAUUACAGGAAAAGGGGCUGUUUUCGAGCAGGAUGGAAAAGAAGUAUUGUUAUCGGAGACAGUGCUUGGAAUUAUGGAUGAAGAAUCUAACAUUCAAGAAUUUGCAGAUUCCAGGCUACAAGUUAAGCACCCUCUUGGUUACAUAAUUGAACAGACUGAUCUUGUGCUUCGAUUGGUGAAACUAUGUGCAGCAUGCUUGAAGACAGAACCUGAAGGAAGACCAACUGCUGCAGAAAUAAUAUCUACCUUAAUGAAAAUCCAGUCAGAUGUACAAAACUAG
Molecule: messenger RNA, 1851 nt
Organism: Nicotiana tabacum (common tobacco)
Lineage: Eukaryota; Viridiplantae; Streptophyta; Magnoliopsida; Solanales; Solanaceae
Product: protein LYK5-like
Biological process (GO): protein phosphorylation
Molecular function (GO): ATP binding; protein kinase activity
Source: RefSeq, a predicted model, not a curated record